Hyla sarda is the source of this 1574-nucleotide messenger RNA. It is a transcript of the gene ADSS1, whose product is annotated as adenylosuccinate synthase 1. Gene Ontology annotation, molecular function: adenylosuccinate synthase activity; GTP binding. Gene Ontology annotation, cellular component: cytoplasm. Bases 66 to 1421 code for a protein of 451 amino acids. Gene Ontology annotation, biological process: IMP metabolic process; 'de novo' AMP biosynthetic process. The transcript has 13 exons. The record is from RefSeq and is a predicted model, not a curated record. Lineage: Eukaryota; Metazoa; Chordata; Amphibia; Anura; Hylidae.
UGUCACCAGUGAGUCUUGUGACACUGAAGUAGGGCACACAGCACAGCAGCCUCGCAGCCCUGACCAUGUCUGGCACACGGUCCUCCAAUGACCGCAGCACUGCAGGGGGGCACAAGAGACCCCGACAUGAUGUGGGCAACAAAGUGAUUGUUGUCUUGGGGGCACAAUGGGGGGACGAAGGAAAAGGCAAAGUGGUGGAUCUGCUGGCUACAGAUGCUGAUAUUAUCUGCAGGUGUCAGGGAGGAAACAAUGCAGGACACACUGUUGUGGUAGAAGGAAAAGAAUAUGAUUUCCAUCUCCUUCCAAGUGGCAUUAUUAAUCCCAAAGCAAUUUCCCUUAUUGGUAAUGGGGUUGUCAUACAUCUGCCGGGACUGUUUGAGGAGGCGGAAAAAAACGAAAAAAAAGGUUUAAAAGACUGGGAAAAAAGACUGAUUAUAUCUGACCGAGCUCAUAUUGUCUGUGACUUUCACCAGGCAGUUGAUGGUCUCCAAGAAGUCCAGAGACAAGCUCAAGAUGGGAAAAACAUAGGCACUACGAAGAAAGGAAUAGGACCAACAUACUCAUCAAAAGCAUCACGCACCGGUCUCCGAGUUUGUGACCUUCUUUCAGAUUUUGAUGAGUUUUCUUCCAGGUUUAAAAACCUGGCACAUCAGCAUAAGUCAAUGUUUCCAAACUUGGAGGUCGAUACAGAAGGGCAGCUGAAGAAACUGAAGAUGUACGCUGAAAAAAUACGGCCAAUGGUUCGAGAUGGUGUAUACUUCAUGUAUGAGGCUCUUCAUGGCUCUCCAAAGAAGAUUUUGGUGGAAGGAGCUAAUGCUGCACUUCUUGACAUUGACUUUGGUACAUACCCUUAUGUGACCUCAUCAAAUUGUACAGUAGGAGGUGUCUGCACCGGACUUGGAAUCCCUCCUCAGAAUGUUGGGGAGGUAUAUGGUGUGGUUAAAGCGUAUACCACUAGAGUGGGCAUAGGAGCCUUCCCAACAGAACAGAUAAAUGAAAUUGGUAACAUUCUUCAGACACGUGGUCAUGAAUGGGGAGUAACCACAGGUCGGAAAAGGAGAUGUGGCUGGUUAGACCUGAUCAUUUUGAGAUAUGCCCACAUGAUCAAUGGUUUCACUGCCUUGGCACUUACAAAAUUGGAUAUUUUAGACUCUCUGGAUGAGAUUAAAGUUGGUGUAGCAUACAGACUCAAUGGAAAGAGAAUCCCAUACUUUCCAGCCAAUCAAGAAAUUUUACAGAAGGUAGAAGUGGAAUAUGAAGUGAUGCCAGGCUGGAAGAGUGACACCACAUGUGCCAGGAAAUGGGAAGAACUUCCUGCCAAGGCACAGAACUAUAUCAGAUUUGUGGAGAAUCACAUUGGAGUGCCUGUUAAAUGGGUUGGCGUUGGAAAAUCAAGAGAGUCUAUGAUUGAGCUGUUCUAGAGUUCAGUACGUCAGAUGCCCUCACGCUGAUACCAGCACCACACACUGGCAGCAUCGAUAGAGAAUAAUGUGCACUACAGUGUAUUGUGGACCUGCUUUGUUAAAAUUUGUGACACCUAUCUACACCUAUCAAAAUAAAAGCAGUUUGCAAUA